GCCACUUUACCCUGGAAGCAGUUCUUCAUGGACGGUCAGCCUAAUUCACAGUGGGGAUUACUCGUGUUGUCAUGUGCUUUACACACUAAAUGAUCAGUUCCCAACAGGUGAUGUUUAAUAGGAUAAAUUCAUGGCGGAUAUUACAAAUCUAGAGAGUGAAGAAGAUCUACAGGCUCAAAUCGAAGAGAUAGAGGCUUUGUCUUCUAUCUAUGGAGAUGAGUGGUGUGUGAUAGAUGAAGCGUCCAGAAUAUUUUGCAUCAAAAUCUCCAGCGACGCUGAGGAGCAGAAAAUGACAGCAUGCCUGCAGAUAAUUCUUCCACCUGAUUAUCCAAGCACAGCACCACCUAUCUAUCAGAUCAAUGCAGCGUGGUUGCGAGGCUCCGAGAGGGCCAAAUUGGCAAACAGCCUGGAAGACAUCUACGUGGAGCAUGCGGGGGAGAGCAUCCUCUACCUGUGGGUGGAAAGAAUCAGAGACUUUCUAGUGGAAAAAUCCUGCAGCUCAGAAUCAGUUGUCCAACAAGAAAACGUGAACAUAACUGCCGAGGAGGAAGUGGUAGAUGAUGAAGAUGUACCCAAUUUCAGCCUUCUCAGGGUAGAAAAAGCACACCUCUUCAUGGAUCAGGCAAACGAUGAGGAGAUACCUCCAAUAAAAAAUGGAAACCCCAUCACGGACCGACGCAGCACCUUCCAGCCUCAUUUGGCACCUGUGGUCACUCCAAGCCAGGUUAAAAUGGUGCUGGAGAAACUUUAUGAAAACAAGAAGAUUGCCAGUGCCACUCAUAAUAUUUAUGCCUACAGGAUUUUCUGUGAGGACAAGCACAGCUUCCUGCAGGACUGCGAGGACGACGGCGAGACAGCAGCGGGGGGGAGAUUGCUUCAUUUACUACAGGUUAUCAUUCGCCGAGUCAUUGUCUGUUUCAGCCGCGUUCCUUGGAUUCUGGACGUGCGAAACGUCAUGGUGAUUGUGUCUCGGUGGUAUGGAGGCAUUUUGUUGGGUCCAGACCGUUUCAAGCACAUCAACAAUUGCGCCAGAAAUAUUCUGAUGGAGGAGGGAUACAUUGCCUCCACGAUGUUCUGCAGGUCUACACAAGAAGAAAUGAAGGGGACCAUGAGGAACAUAAAGUUAGGUCAUGUCUUUCAAGAUGAGGCGUACAAGUCGGGAGCAAAGACCAAAAGACCAAAAAGCAAGAAGACAAAGUGAAGUUCAGAAGAAAAAAGGAUUUGUUUGUUUCUUAAAUAAAUAAAAAGCUUGCUUUUAGGUGA
Messenger RNA from Girardinichthys multiradiatus, 1263 nucleotides. RefSeq names its product impact RWD domain protein (gene impact). The record is from RefSeq and is a predicted model, not a curated record. Gene Ontology annotation, biological process: regulation of translational initiation. The transcript is spliced from 12 exons. Bases 131 to 1201 code for a protein of 356 amino acids. Gene Ontology annotation, molecular function: protein binding. Lineage: Eukaryota; Metazoa; Chordata; Actinopteri; Cyprinodontiformes; Goodeidae. Gene Ontology annotation, cellular component: cytoplasm.